Messenger RNA from Lethenteron reissneri (Far Eastern brook lamprey), 772 nucleotides. RefSeq names its product spindle assembly abnormal protein 6 homolog. NCBI's taxonomy places the organism in Eukaryota, Metazoa, Chordata, Hyperoartia, Petromyzontiformes, Petromyzontidae. The record is from RefSeq and is a predicted model, not a curated record.
ACAGGGCGAGCGAGCUGAGCGGCUGCUUCUAUCUCUUGCGCCCCCAACAGGAACUAUGAGGUUCUUCAAGAGAGCGCAGCAGUUGCAAGCGACGCUGGAGACUCCGAAUUCGUCAACAGUGGAGUUGCCAAUGCCGGAGAACGAAAUGCACCAGCUGUCUCAGGAGGUGUCGAACCUGCGGGCCAACCUGGGCAGGGCACGAGCGCACUUUAACACCCUGCGUGGCGCCCUGAGCCAGAAGGAUAAGAGCCUCCACGAGAUGCUGCACCAACUAGAGAUCCAGCGUUCUGAGGAGCUACGGGUGCACUCGCAGGCCAUCGACAGCCUGCAGGCGGAGUUGGAGGCAGCGCGGCGGGGUGAGCGGGAGGCCGAGGAGCGUUCCGUGCACGACGCCAACGCCGCGUCAUCGGAGCUGGCAGAGUUCACGAUUAGGACUGAGCGGUUUCAGGAGCAGCUGAGACAGGACCACGAGGAGACUCUGAAUCUGGCACGCAUGGAGCUGGCCGAAUAUCGUGCAUCGCACACGCACGCCGACUCAGAGUACGACUCUCACGUCGUGCACAUCGCGGUCCUGCAGAAGGAGCUGAAGGAGCGUGACGAGCUGCUGCAGCGCUCUGAGGCCGACCUGGUGGUGGCACAGGAAGUGGCACAAGAGCGUGGCACUGAAGCCGAGCGGCUGGGCGCCGAGGCCGCGGAGCUGAGUGCGACCGUGCGUGACCUCUAUGCCAACCAAGAGGCGCAGCAAACUGAGGUGGACACCCUGCGGCAAUGA